Molecule: messenger RNA, 5972 nt
Organism: Penaeus monodon (black tiger shrimp)
Lineage: Eukaryota; Metazoa; Arthropoda; Malacostraca; Decapoda; Penaeidae
Product: nidogen-like
Exons: 31
Coding region: 369-4862 (1497 amino acids)
Biological process (GO): cell-matrix adhesion
Molecular function (GO): calcium ion binding
Source: RefSeq, a predicted model, not a curated record
GUCGGCCGUGGCACUACUCAGAGUCGCGCGGGCGGAGGUGUGCCCAGCUGCCCACGGUGCCCACUCGCGGUAGUGCCACAGCGCGCAGCCCUCUCCACGUAGCUGCUGUUCCCUUAAUCUCCAUCCAAAACGUAAAAAAAAAAUCAACAUAAAAAUUCCUUCAAAAUGACAAUAUUAGUGUUAUGAGAAUAGUGACUAAAACUAAAGUGAAUAGAUAAAUCAGUGAUCAAUGUCCUAGCCUCUACAGAGAAAGUUAGAAAAGAGUAAGCCCGUAUCCCUCAAACACACACACAGAGAGGACCUACCCGAAGGCGAGAAAAAAUACAGCCCUACUGCACCCCUUCCCUUCUCGUCCGCCUGCCGCCGCCAUGGGUCUCAUGGUGAAGGCCUCCUCUCUCCUGACGGUGCUUCUGGCCGUCAUAGCAUCUUCAGGAGCCGUCCAAAAGUCCUAUUUCUAUAACUUCGGUCAGGACGCAGGGGAUACGAGCCUCCCGCCUUUCGACGACAUUUCAUCUCCGGAAAUCAGCCUAAGAGUGCCAAUCAUCUUCUUUGAACAAGUCUACAAUUCCAUAUUCGUCAACAGCAAUGGAUUCGUCUCCUUCUUGACAGAAAUCCCUCAAUUCUUCAACAUUCAGUUUCCUCUCGAAUACCCCAUGAUCGCGCCUCUCUACUCCGAUGUGGACGCUCGCGAGGCCGGUGAUAUAUGGUACAGAGAAACUUCCGAUCCGACGACAGUGUCUCGAGCCACACGCGAACUUCGGGAGCAGUUUAGCAGCGCCAAGGAUUUCACUCCCACUGGCGUGUUCAUCGUGACGUGGGAUGGCGUCGGACCUUACAGUCAGCGCAAGGACAGGAUCAACACGUACCAGCUGGUGAUCGCCACAGAUGGCAGAGACUCAUACGUUAUGUUCCACUACGCCGAGGGUGGCAUCCAGUGGCUUCAGGGUGACGGCAAAAACCCCAGUAUGCCCGAUGCCAGGUGCCAAGCCGGCCUCAUCUCAGGGGAUGGCCGGUUCUCCACUCUCAGGGGCUCAGGCACCGAUCAAGUCAGGAAUCUGGACAAGUGGAGCAACAGCGGAACCCCCGGCGUGUGGAUGUUCCGCGUCGGGCAGCUCGCCCUCGACCAGACCGUGCUUCCCCCGGACCUCGGCGCUUCCGAAACGAGUGGCACUCAAGCGAAGGACGACCCCGGCUCCUGUGCCUUGGAUGGCUCUGUGUGCCACUCCCACUCCGAGUGCACUGACUACACUCCGGGCUUUUGUUGCAGCUGCGUCGACACCCACUUUGGCAACGGGAUCAACUGCCUCAAGAAGGACGAGCCUCUCCGCGUCACGGGCAAAGUCCUCGGCAAAAUCAACGGCGUGGAACUUAAGGACGCUGACCUCCACUCGUACGUGCUGACCGCUGAGGGCCGUACGUACACAGCCAUCUCCCGCGUGCCUUCGGAAAUCGGCUAUGAUAUCCAGAGUAUGACGGCCCUGGGUGUGGGCGUGGCAUGGCUCUUCGCGAAGUCUGUAGGGAAGGCGCCCAAUGGAUUCUCCGUCACAGGAGCCAAUUUCAACCGAACGACUGAUGUCAACUUCCCUCAGACAGGUCAUCACGUGGUAGUUCAGCAACAGUUCAUGGGUCUGGACGUCUUCAACAACAUCCAGGUCAAGACGAGCAUCACGGGGUCAAUUCCCACGGUUCCCCUGGGGUCCAAGAUCGAGAUGGAUGCUUUCAACGAGGAGUAUACUAGGGUGAAGCCAGGUCAGCUGCGAGCGAGGUCAAGCAGGGUCUUCCGGCUCAAGGGUCAGACGAUCGACACCCCCUUCAGCGUGGAAACCACCUUGGACUUCGACGAGUGUGAUUGGAAACCUCAGACGCCGGAAGACGAUGAGACAAUCAGACUGAAGGUGGCCGAGAAUAUCUUCAUUCAGUACGACGCGCCGGAACAGAUCGUUCGCUAUGCUCUCUCGGCCAAAGUUGCUCCGCUAGAUGAGCCCGACCCCUGCGCGGAAGGGCGGAGGGAGUGCGGCCAGAACAGCCAGUGUGUCGUCGAUGGGGAUAAUUACAGGUGUGUCUGCGAGAGAGGUUAUGAAGAAGUAUACGAUUCCACUAUCAACAAAGCCAUAUGUCUGGAUGUCAACGAGUGCAACACAGGCCGUGAUAACUGCCAUGCCGAUGCCUUCUGCGUCAAUAAUCCCGGGGGUUUCACUUGCUCCUGUAAAGAGGGAUUUAUCGGCGAUGGAGUCGACUGCCGCAGAGAAGCGAGCUGCGGCAGAAUUCCGUGCGACCCCAGCGCUGUGUGUGACUUGAGGGGACCCACGCCACGCUGCGUGUGUCGACCUGGUUACGUCGGCGAUGGAUUCGUGUGCACUCUGGAUCAAGGUGAGACCCUAAUCGACCAACAGCGAGACUGUAUCGACGCCGACAUCUGCAGUCUUUACGCUGACUGUGUCUACGAUGAUCAGGUUCGAGGCUUUCGCUGUGUCUGCGCCCAGGGAUACUCAGGUGACGGCCUCACCUGCACACGGGAGGGAGCGGCAGAGGGCUGCGAGACCUCCGCCGACUGCUCGGCCGAUGCAACCUGCAACGAGACUCCAGAGGGCAAGAGGUGCGAGUGCCAGCCGGGAUUUUCCGGCGAUGGCUACGUCUGCAGCGACCGACAGCUGCCUCCAUACCAACCCGAGGCACCCUACCAGCCGUACCAACCUUACCAGCCGGAGCAGCCGUACCAACCUUACCAGCCGGAGCAGCCGUACCAACCCUACCAGCCUGAACAGCCGUACCAACCCUACCAGCCUGAACAGCCGUACCAACCUUACCAACCGGAGCAACCAUACCAACCACAGGAACCACAACAGCCAUUAGAUGGUGGAGAGCAGCAUCCUGAGCCCGAGUGCCUCUUCGGUGUGUGUUGGUGCCCAGAUACCUACCAGUACGACAAAGACACUAACUUAUGCGUCGCUGGGGAGACGUCGGUAUCUCAAUCCGAGAGUUACGGCCCCAAACCCCACUGUAGCGCGGCGAAGUGCGUGUGUCCCGAGGGAUUCACCUACAGCCCUAUUUUCGAGAGCUGUGACCCGGACGAGAUCGAAUCACGGCCUCUCCCGUCGUGUUUCCUGGGCAGAUGUAGCUGUCCCAGAGGCUAUGCCUACGACGACCACUACCACCAUUGCCGGGCAGACCACACGCCAGGCUACGACUACUCCAUCAAAGGUGGUGGAGGCAGCCGACGCGUCCCAUGCAACAAGGUCAAUAACUGCCACAGCAACGCACAGUGUAUCUACGAUGGAUACAGUGACCAGUAUAGGUGUCAGUGUAAUGCUGGAUAUGAUGGUGACGGCUACUUUUGUAACGAACUGGAUGUAUCCUGCGAUACGGUGGAUAUUUGUCACAUUCACGCCCAGUGUGUUUAUGAUGACUACGAGCUCAAACACGUGUGUGUAUGUCUACCAGGCUACCAGGGUGACGGACUGGUAUGCACGCCGUUAGAUCAGUGUAGCAGUGUCCAGGACUGUGAUGUCAACGCCCAGUGCCUCUACGACAGUGCCAGUAGACGCUACAAGUGCCAGUGCAAUGAGGGAUAUGAAGGAGAUGGCACCUCUUGUUCUCCCAGAAGAGGUUGGCAUCUUCUCGCUAAACCCAAUACAAAUUUCUCCUUUCUUCAGGUGGGAUGCAACGUGGUCUAUAACUGCGGCGACAAUGCAGAGUGUGCAUAUGACAUCAACGUCUCCGGGUACAGGUGUUCUUGCAGAGAGGGUUUCGAAGGCGACGGCUACUUUUGCAGGUCGUCCAGGUCGUGCCAGGUAGAGCCGUCGGUAUGCCACCCUCAGGCCUCGUGUAUGCCCGACGCCCUCUCCCCCUUCGGCUACUCCUGCAGGUGUCGUAGUGGCUACACUGGAGACGGAUACAACUGCCAAGAGGCUCCCGACCACGAGAAGAACCUGCUGCUCAUCAACCAGGGGCUCUCAGUUCUCCGCAUGCCCGCCGACCCUCGCGCCGGCGGUGGGUUCCCGAUCCACGUGGAGCCUUUCAUGACGGCUGUCGGAGCGGACGUGGACUGCCUGCAAGGGAAGUACUACUGGACGGACGUUGGCUCGGCGUCCAUUAGGUCAUCGAAGUACGACGGUUCGGAGCGAAAGCCGGUCGUGUCGGGAGUUGACAUCGGUUCACCUGAAGACGUAGCAGUUGACUGGAUCUCAGGAAACGUUUACUGGACUGAUUCAGUGAACGACGUCGUCGCUGUGGCAUCAAUUGAAACAGGAAAGCGCAAGACAAUUAUUGAAAGUGGUCUGGUCAAUCCUCGAGGCAUUGCUGUACAUCCAGGUCGUGGCCUCCUCUUCUGGAGCGACUGGAACCGCUUCGGACCCAAGAUCGAGGUUUCGGGUCUUGACGGGUCGAACCGCCGUGUCCUCGUUGAGAAGGACAUCUCGCUCCCGAAUUCCCUUGUGGUUGACUACGACACGCAGACGCUGUGCUGGGCCGACGCGGGCACACACAAGAUCGAGUGCAUCGGCGUGGAGGGCAGUGGGCGGCGCACGGUGAUGGAGGGCGCCCUCUACCCCUUCGGCCUCACCACCCUCGGCCAGGACUUCUUCUACACGGACUGGAACGACACGAGGAUACACGUCGUCAACAGAUACUCUGGCAUCGAGUCCCCCUCCCGCCCCCCUCCCCCCGGUGGCUCAGGGAGGCUGUAUGGCAUCGCGGCCGUUCCUCACACUUGCCCUCCAGUAUCCAACGUCUGCGGAGCGAGUCAUGGCGGGUGCCCAGCUACCCACCUGUGCCUGCCCAAUGGCCGUGGUGGGCGUACGUGUGCCUGUACAACCCACCCACCUAGUGGCGAAGACGACCAGUGUGUCGACUAUAACUAUUAAGUGUUUUCCAGGCUCCAGCUGUUGGACGAGGCGACGCUAUCAACACUUGAGUUGCUGAAAAGCGUCGACUCUCGUUGAAACAAGAAAUUGAAAACAAUAACACGGAAUAACAGCUGCUUUUAUACAGUGAUCGGUAGAUAGGUUAUUUGCACAGAUGGACGUUGAAAAUCAGUAUAGUUGUAUUAUAGAUAUUUAGUGAUUUUUUUUUAGGGGGUAAAUUGAGCUAUCAUUUUUUGGGGAGGGAUCUUGAAUAUCUUGAGAAUGUGUUAAUUAACGAAUCAAUUAUUUUUCUGGGCUAACGGACUAUGUAUACAGAUCUAGAUCUUAUAUAUCAGGUUGUGAUUCGAAAAAAAAACUUUUAUCUUUGAAAGGAAAAAAAGUAAUGAUAAUAAUUGUUAGUUCUGAGAAUCCAAUAGAUGUUACUUAUUUAAUUUCUUUAACUGUUCAUCUUAUUAUUCGUGUUUAUAAGAAUAUUAAGAAAGAACAACGGAGCAUGGAAUGAUAUAUUUCACAGCUGAGAGAAUGUUAAUAUUUCCUUUAAACAUUGAAUUGAACAGCAGACAUUUGUGAAGUAAAAUCUAACACUGCCAAGGUAGAACAAUCCAUUUGAAAAGAACAUUGAACAUUUCCCUUAUAACGAAUUAGAGACAAUAGAAUAGGAACAAAGAUUUAGAACAAAAAGUUUUACAUGUGUUCAAUAUGUAUUAGAACGUUAAUUUUAAGUCCCACUGUGUUUUUUGCCAUUUGUAGAUAAAGGUUGGAAUGGGGACAAUUCCAGUUUGAGAAAUAUAUAACUGACCUUUCGAUAAUUACAUCAGAAUGAAUGUCGAAAUGCCAAGGACAUAUUUUUCGUUAUGGAAUUAAAGUUCUGAUUUUAAACCUUAUUGUUUCACGUCUUUUUUUCGCCGUAUGUUUACACACUAAAAGUGGUGCAGUUCUUAAUGUUGAAUUUCGUGGGAACGUGUCGAUGUUGUGAAGUCUUCCUUUUAUUGUUGUACUGUAAAAUUAAUUCUAAAAAAAUAAUGUUGCAUUACUAUUAGAGUACGGUAAAUGUAUUGAAGUUGAAACUAUGGACCUGUUUGCUAAUAAUUAAACAGCUGUACAAGCUAU